AUGUUGAAAUCAGUGAAUGAUGCUUUGAACAGCAGCAAACCAUUCACAUCCGUUUCUGUGCUGAUCGAUCGAUUGUCAGCCAAUUCGUACGGCGAAGAUGAUUUAGACGGUAUUCCAGAAUUAGUCGAAGCAAUCAAUAUCCAAUACACAGGUCCAUCCGAAGCAAGUCGUCAACUUCGUAAAAAGCUAAAAUAUGGUAGCAUUCAUGGACAAAAACGUGCUAUCACAAUGUUAGGAGCCUUAUGUGAAAAUGCAGGUCCAAGAUUUCAAUCUUCUUUUGCCGAUGAAAGAUUGGUAGAACGUAUCAAAGUGAUGUCACAAGAUCCUCUGGUGGACGCAAGUGUACGAAAGAAAUUGAUGCGGAUGUUAUUGGUUUGGAAGCAAUUGUAUAGCAAAGAACCUACCAUGCGUAUCCCAGCCGGCUUGUACUCUGCUUGUGGUGGUGGUCGUAAGAGUGAUGCUCAAAUGAGAAGCGAAGCAGCAGAAGCCUACCGAAAGAGAAAGCAAUUGGAAGAUCGUGAUCGACAAGUACGCAUGGACAAAAAGGCGGCCGAAAGAAUGCAAAAGGAAGAAGAUGCUAGACGAGCAAAAGAAAGCAAAAAGAAAGGUGGGGCUAGACCUACAUUUAAUUUUGAAAAGGAGAAGCCAAUCAUUCUUUCCACCUUGGCAACAAGUCAACAAUCCGCUACCUCUUUGGUCAACGCAUUGCAACAUGUCAAUCGUGAAAAGGAGAGUAUCACAGAGAACCAAAGGGUACAACUCUACCUCUCACGCGUAAAGGGUGAGCGUAAAAAGGUUGUCAGGUACAUCCAAUUGGUCAAGGAUGAAGAAUUUUUGGGAGGUUUGAUCUCCGCUAACGAUCAGAUUUUGCUCUCUUUGGAGCUGUACGACAAAUUAGCAAAAUCUACUGAAAGAGACAGCGACGAAGAGGAUGGUGAACCGCUGGCAAAUAUCAGAGGUUCAAAGAGUGCAGCACAAAGAGCACAAGAACGUGCAGAGCAAGAAGAAGCUGAAAUUGCCAUUGUUCAGCAACGCUUGGCGGCUGCACAUAUCGAAGAAGGUGAAUUAGACGCUUUGCAGGACAAACAACGUCAACGAAUCGAACGAUACAACAGCUAUAGAGGACCUUCAAGAGGCGCAAGUAUGAGCAGCAGCAGCAAGGGAACUGGGCAUAUCAACGAUCUUAUGGAUCUCAACUUUGAUGAUGAUGGCGAAGGUAGACCACCACAUGCUGUCAUGCGUCCUACGUCAACAGCAGCCAGCAGUAGCGCGCAAGGUAGCAGUGCUCAUCAACAAAGCUCUACCUUGUCAGAUUAUAGCGAUUACGAAUCCGAAUCUGACGAAGAAGCUGCUGCGAUUGCAAGCACUGGAUUAGAAGGAAGAGCAGGCUCUAGUAGUCUGAAACCAAACGCUGCUGCUGCAUAUGACGAUGAUGAUCUGUACUCCAACCAUCAGCCAAGCAUUGGACCUGAGAGUAUACUCGAUUACGACCUCGAAGGCGCAGACGAUGAUGAUGACCCAUUUGCAGAUCCACAAGAAGCGCAACAUACCGGCGGAAGUGUCGGCUUUCAACGUCAUCAAGGUCCACGACAAGGCUUUGCAGCCGUAUAG
Molecule: messenger RNA, 1611 nt
Organism: Meira miltonrushii
Lineage: Eukaryota; Fungi; Basidiomycota; Exobasidiomycetes; Exobasidiales; Brachybasidiaceae
Exons: 2
Coding region: 1-1611 (536 amino acids)
Biological process (GO): actin cortical patch localization; endocytosis; actin filament organization
Cellular component (GO): actin cortical patch
Molecular function (GO): phosphatidylinositol binding; ubiquitin binding
Source: RefSeq, a predicted model, not a curated record